UUUAUCAACCAUUAGAAGUGAACAAGGAAGUGACUAAAGUGAAAGAGUAAAGCAGUUAGCUCCCAGCCAGAAGAAACCCUUAUUUUCACAUUAAUUUCUGAAAUUAACUGCAGGAUAUUCACUGACUCUGGAAUAUAAAUGCAGACAAUUCUCACUCCCUGAAAAGAGGCAAGUAAAAUAAAGGAGGGAGUAAAUGGCUGAAUCUUCAUCACCAACAAAAGCCAACAGAAGGAGCAGCAUGGAACAACCAGGUUCCUUUUCUUGUGACUCCAGCAGUCUCCUGUCUGAAGAUCAGCUGCAGUGUUUGGUCUGUCUGAAUGUGUUCACUGAUCCAGUCACCACUCCAUGUGGACACAACUUCUGCAAGAGCUGCCUUACACAGCGCUGGGAGAAGAGUCAACACUGUCACUGUCCAUUAUGUAAAGAGAAAUUCACCAAGAGACCUGAACUGAAGAUUAAUACAACACUGAGAGGGGUUGCAGAUCACUUCAAGAAGAAAAGUAGUCCUGACAAACCAGAGGUUCUUUGCGAUGCCUGCACUGGAGAGAAGCUGAAGGCCCUGAAAUGCUGUCUGGAUUGUUGUGCAAGUUUGUGUGAAACUCAUCUAGAGUUUCAUAAUAAUAUGCCCAAACAUAAGAAACACAAACUAAUAAACCCUGUGGAGAACAUGGAGGCCUACAUCUGCCAGAAACAUGAGAGAGCUCUGGAGCUGUUCUGUAGAGAUGAUCAGACGUGUGUGUGUAAGUUCUGCACUGAAGGAGAUCACAAGAAUCACAACACUGUUCCUAUAGAGGAGGAAAACAGAGAGAGGAAGACACAGCUGGAGAAAACACAGACAGAUGUGCAGCAGAUGAUUCAGGACCGACUGAAGAAGCUCCAAGAGAUAAAACACUCAGUAGAGCUCAGUAAAAGAAGCACAGAGAAAGAGAAAGCAGACAGUGUUGAAGUCUUCACUGCUCUGAUUCGCUCCAUUGAGAGAAGUCAGGCUGAGCUGCUCGAUGUGAUGGAGGAGAAGCAGAAAGCAGCAGAGAGGCAGGCUGAAGGACUCAUUAAAGAGCUGGAGCAGGAAAUCACUGUGCUAAAGAGGAGAGACACUGAGCUGGAGCAGCUCUCACACACUGAGGAGCAUCUCCACCUCCUACAGAUUUACUCCUCCAUGUGCAGCCCUCCACACACCAAGAACUGGACUGAGAUCAGUAUUAACACUGAUCUGAGUGGGGACACUGUGAGGACAGCUCUGUCUCAGCUUCAGAAGACUCUGAAUGAGAAACUCACUAAAACACUGGAUGACAAUUUGAAGGAAACAGUUUCCACAGAACUGAAGAGGAUUCAGCAGUAUGCAGUGGAUGUGACUCUGGAUCCUGAUACAGCUCAUCCUGAUCUCAUCCUGUCUGCUGAUGGAAAACAAGUGACACAUGGAGACACAGAACAGUAUCUCCCUGAUACACCAAAGAGGUUUAAUACAUGUGUUAAUGUUCUGGGAAAGCAGAGUUUCUCCUCAGGGAGAUUUUAUUAUGAGGUGCAGGUCAGAGGGAAAACUGCGUGGGAUUUGGGAGUAGCCAAAGAGUCCAUUAAAAGGAAGGGGAUGAUUAUACAGAGUCCUCAAAAUGGAUUCUGGACUGUGGUACUGAGGAAUGAGAAUCAGUAUAAGGCUCGUGCUGAUCCCUCUGUCCUCCUCACACUGAGAGAGAAGGUGGAGAAGGUGGGGGUGUUUGUGGAUUAUGAGAAGGGUCUGGUCUCCUUUUAUGAUGUGAAGUCCAGCUUUCAUAUCUACUCUUUCACUGCUCAGUCUUUCACUGAGAAACUCUAUCCACUCUUCAGUCCUGAUUUAAAUGAAGAAGGUAAAAAUUCAGCACCACUGAUCAUCUCUCCUGUAUUUAACACUGAAUGAAUUUUCACCUCACAGAUUUAAUCAUCUAUUAAAUGGCGAGAAUAAUUUUUUCUUUUUUUUAACUUUUUCUAGUAAAUUUUAGAAAUAAAUAUUCCCUUUUAAAAUGCUGUACAGAUUAUUUUAAUACUUGUUUGUUUUGGAUAAAAAAAUUAAUUCUUCAAUCUGUUUUUUACACAUUAUGAUUGUGGAACUUUAUCACUCCAAAUCAAAUAUGAAUAAAGAUCAAUUACAGUUCACACUGAGUUUUACUGCAGAAUUUAAUAUCAAUAAAAUGAAUGAAGUUCAGCUGCUGAUGUCUGUAGAUACAACCAAACACCACUGAUUUAUUUGUAUUUAUUAAAUAGUCAUGCAGUAGUAAGUUACUGUUUCUAUAGUAACAACUAAUUAACAAUGACUUGCACUGCAUGGUGGAUGUGCUACAUCAUUUAUUGAAGGACUGGCACCAUAUGAAAUUUUGGCUGAAAUUAACUGUUAUAAAAAUGAUCUCAAUGAACGGUUUAAUUGUUUUUCUGAUUUUAUGCCACUGAUUCCAGAUAAGAACACUUUUGUAAUAAUGCACAGACAUCUCAGAAAGCUAUGUAUUAUAACUAUAAUAUUUUAAUUGAGUGUUAAAAAGUGUUAUUGUUAGGGUGGUGC
Messenger RNA from Ictalurus punctatus (channel catfish), 2527 nucleotides. Its product is annotated as zinc-binding protein A33. Gene Ontology annotation, molecular function: protein binding; zinc ion binding. The record is from RefSeq and is a predicted model, not a curated record. Lineage: Eukaryota; Metazoa; Chordata; Actinopteri; Siluriformes; Ictaluridae. Bases 194 to 1891 code for a protein of 565 amino acids. The transcript is spliced from 8 exons.